AAGAUUUUUUUUUACCUGCAAUAUGCUCUUUAAAUAAUAAACCUGUUCUGCGGUGUUUAGACACAGCGCACGUGGAGUGUUGCCAUGACAACAGUUGAGGGAUAUUUGGAGAGAGAAUGGCAGCGGGAGUCUCAUCUGUGACAAACAUCUGUGCAACCGUAUCAAUUUGAACCGGAGUCGCAUCAGAACAAGAUGACGGCCGCAAAGAAGUUCGACACUUAAGGGUUGAGGACGUUUCUGAAUGGCCUGAUGCCACUGAAAAUGGAAAGUCAAGUAUUGAAUGAGAAGGAAGAGAAAGAUCAUGAAGACCUAACAAAAGAAAAAUAUUUUAGUUGCUCACAAACUAAAAAGACUUCCACACGAAAAAACAGCUCAGAAGACAGGAACUAGAUAUUUCACCUGUUCUCAGUGUGGAAAGAGUUUCAAUGAAAAAUGGAGUCUAAAAAUCCACAUGAGAACUCACACUGGAGAGAAGCCUUUCACCUGCCAACAGUGUGAAAAGAGUUUCACUCACAAUGAAAGACUUAAAGUCCACAUGAGAGUUCACACUAAAGAGAUCCCUUUAACCUGCCAACAGUGUGGAAAAGGUUUCUCUGGAAAGGGACACCUUAAAAGACACAUGUUAAUUCACACUGGAGAGAAGCCUUUCACCUGCAUACUGUGUGGAAAAAGUUUCUCUGAUAAAGGACAUCUUAAAGUCCACAUGAGAAGUCACACUGGAGAGAAGGAUUUCACCUGCAUACUGUGUGGAAAGAGCUUCACUCAAAAAGUACAUCUUAAAGGCCACAUGAGAAUUCACACUGGAGAGAAGCCUUACACCUGUCAACAGUGUGGAAAGAGUUUCACUCAUAAUGGAGACCUUAAAAACCACAUGAGAACUCACACUGGAGAGAAGCCUUACACUUGCCAACAGUGUGGAAAAUCGUUCACUCAAAACAAAAGCCUUAAAGUCCACAUGAUAACUCACACUGGAGAGAAGCUGUUCGCCUGCCAACAGUGUGGAAAAACGUUCACUCAAAACAAAAGCCUUAAAGUCCACGUGAGAAUUCACACUGGAGAGAUGCCUUUCACCUGCCAACAGUGUGGACAGAGUUUCAGAUUUAAAGUAACCCUCAAUUCCCACAUGAAAAUUCACUAAAGAAAGACUGUUAUAUAUGUAAUCAGUGUGGAAGGAGCUUCACUAGACAGGAAUCAUCUUUAAACAGACAACUCACACCAGAAAGAAGCCUUUCAUGUGCAAUCACUGUGGAAAGAGUUUCAGAUUCAACAGUUCCCACUGGAGAGAGCCCUUACACUUUUCUUUGGUGUGAAAAAGAGACUUGCAAACAUGAAGAACUGCUAACAUUAUAAAAAAGUUAUCGUAAUGUUACUAAGUGAAAAAAGAUAUUGAAAAAAAAUGAUAUAUGACUGAGUUAUGCAGAUUUGGGGCCCUAUUCAUUAUCUUUUUGUGUGUCUUUGGAAAAUUCUCAAAAGCUUAACUGGCUCAGCAAUUUAUAAUGGCGUCAGAAAAUAUGUAUUUGCUUCUACCUUUU
Pimephales promelas (fathead minnow) is the source of this 1532-nucleotide messenger RNA. The record is from RefSeq and is a predicted model, not a curated record. NCBI's taxonomy places the organism in Eukaryota, Metazoa, Chordata, Actinopteri, Cypriniformes, Leuciscidae.